GGUCAAAUGACGUAGUCGGAUUUUCGAUUUCGAGCGGGUCAAGUUGUUGCAAAACCGAUCAAAAGUCCGAGAUACGGUGCAGCGGUAGUUUGAUUGAUGCGAUAUGGCCUUUCAAACGGAAAAUAAUCUCCCACCGUGUGUGGUGGCUUUAAAAAACGUUGACGCCCUAUUGCGAUGUCCUAUUUGUUUUGAUUUUCUCAGCACUUCAAUGAUGACCAAAUGCUCUCACAAUUUUUGCUCCUUGUGCAUCCGUAAAUUCUUUUCUUAUAAGCUUCACUGUCCAGUUUGCAAUACGCAAGCAACGGAACAAGAUCUACGAAACAACCGUUUACUGGAUGAAUUGGUUGUAAACUUUCAAGCUGCAAGACAGCAAUUGUCACAAAGUUAUUUUGACUCUGCACCAAUAUCCCGGAAGUACCCCGCAUCAGUCAAAUGCAAAUCACCCACGGACAAAGGCCAGAAGUCCAACAGUUCUGUUGUGAGUCACUUUUUCCAGAAGAGACCCAGAAAGACUCCUGUCAAAGUUGUCCAGACUGGACGGACGGGCUGUGCGGACGACGCCGACCUUUGCUCAACCAAUGUAAAGGAAGAACCCGUUGAUGUGAAGGAAGGCGCACAGCAGGAGGACACAAAAUUGUACGACAACAACACAAAGGAAGAGAUAGCGCAUUCAUCCUCAUCACCACCAACAGAUGUGAAGCCCGUAAUGAAAGUGGAGUGCCCUGUGUGCUCUGUAAGUGUGUCCCAGCCGUUCAUCAACAAACAUCUGGACAUGUGUCUCGGAAGCGGAGAGAAGAAGGAAAGCUUAAGGAACUCGCUUGGCAAGACGAAGCGCCCGAUGGCAAAGCUGGUGUACAACCUGCUUAGCAUGCAAGAGUUGAAGCGGAGGCUCAAGGAAUGCCACCAAUCCGUCAAAGGCUCCCGAGAUCAGCUGAUCAAAAGGCACAAGGAGUUUGUGCAGAUUUACAAUGCGCAGUGUGACUCGCUCAACCCUAAAUCAGUUGAAGAAAUAGUUAAAGAGGUGGAAGCCACGGAGAGAAUCAAAGAGCAGCUACGUGAUAAGGCCAAACCUAUUAUGGUUAUCUCAAAGAAACACUCUGAGGAGGAAAUUGAGGAAGUUCACUCAACAUAUAGGAAGCAGCACAGCAGAGACUUCUCUCAGCUCGUUGCUCAGGUUCGUGGUCGCCUGGAUACAACCAGGCAGACUCGGAUAAAGGAGGCGGCGGGAGGCGAGGAUGGGGAGCAAUCCCCUUCGGCAGCUGAAGCUGCAAAAUCAAGGGAUUCCUUGGAUAUCAAAAAUGAGGAGAAAGAGGAAGAAAUGGAGCUUUUUCCCAGAGACAUUUUUCUUUCAAACAGCUCCACAUACAGUGAUGUGUCAGUGAGCAGUUCACUUUCAGACAUCUGUGCACCAGAACCUUCCAUAAACGACUUCCACUCGCCACGUGGACUUGUGACCCAAAUUCCAGUGCUGGAAUGCUAUUUUUCCUGUCAAUAAAGUCAGGGUAGAGACAUGGGACACCUUGUCAUAGGCUGUGAGCUGAUCUCAAUCUUUACCCCUCCAUUGUGAGCUUUAAGAGGUUCCACAUGUGGCCUUUGCAACUCAUUGGCGGUUGUCUCACAGACGUGUUACCUGGGCGACUUGCUCCCGAUGUGUUGUCAGGCGGUCCGCUAAUGCUGCUGGAAACUUUGACCAUGAAAAUUGUUUUACCUUAUAUCGGCAAAUACUUUAGUGGCAUCCACUGUGUCUCAAUUAAUUGCAUUAUCCGCAAACAAUUAGACUCCUCCCCCUUUUUUGUGGCACGGUUCAGUACACCAUACCAUGAUUUUGUUGAUUGUUUUUCCCCCACCGUUGGAUAUUUUCCCGUAAGCACAAACGUCUUGAAAUCCUUAUUGAGAGGUUUAGAAAGGUGUUUUGAAUUUCUCCAAUACUCCAGUAUGUCCUAUUUUUGAUCAGCACGAUGACAUGAGUCCAAUUGAGUUGAAUUGACCUCAUUUAAGAAAAAAAAAAUAAUCAAGAUGACAUUUCACCACAUGCGUGAAAAAAAAUAAUCGAGAAAUUAUUUCUGUAGGUCAAAUUUGUAAUUUUCCCUCCCUGUCGCCGAAAGGAUGGGAAUUAUUGGAAGACAUAUGUGUGUGAAGGAAUCAGUAAUCGUCAUUCACUUAGCUGGCAUACAUUUCUUAUCUCUGCAGGGCGGUUUUAAACCACACGAGGAACCAGUUCAAUUGUAAUGAAUUUGCUGUUGACGAAAUUGGAUGGCUGUUAGUAGAGAUAGAUGGCAAUAAUUUUCGGUCGCCCCAACAGCAUUUUAAUCAAGCACAGAUUCACUUGGAUUGAAUAGGUGCAGAGUUUCUGCUUAAUUUAAGCCGUUUCAUGUCAGUGGGUUUGUAAAGUCUCGGUUAAUUAAUAGUCGACUACAUUUAUCGCUAAUCUUAUUUAAUCUUUCUAUUCAAAGAAAUAUAAGCUUAUAGAUUUGAACCAUAGAAAUGAUAAAGAAUGGGUGAUCACUUUGCUGUCAUUGGAGUUUCAUCUCAUAUCUUGUCAGCGUUAUCAAGCGGCAGAACAGAAGUUUUGUUGAAAGUUUUUUUUUUCCCAUUGUCACAAUUACUGCUGUAAUAAACAUUUUUAAAUAGUACUGCAUAAAAACAGCAAUAAGAAUUAAAUAGGCUGUAGAGAAUUAAACAGAUUGUGCAUCAUGAUUAAUUCAUUGCGGGUCUUUCUAUUGUGAGCAACUUAGCCACUGGGCGUCAGCAUAUUAUAGUUCUAAACUUACUUUGCAUAACUAUUGUGAGUGACUUGGUGAGCUCGCUCUAUUUUUUUUCAUGCAGAGAACAAAUAUGUUAUAUUGUUUGUUUGCAUGUGUUGCUCCACCUUUUGUGUUAAAAUAGCUGUUGCUAUUUGGUAGCUUUUCCCUUCAUGUGUUGCCGUUAGACUUUAAGUCAGUGUUUUAAAUUAUGUUUAGUUGGACCGUAAACAUCCACUGUAAUGCUUAUUAUAUACACCGGCCUGUUAUAUUGCACAUAACGUAGUGAAUGCCAACGUUUAAAUGUUUAUUGCAGAGUUGUGUAAUUAAAGGCUCUUUUUUGUUUACCUCAAAACAGUUAAGCUGCUCGGGGUAGCUUAUGGUCCAAUAAAACUGUCGUCUUCAGGAUAUGUCUUUUAGAAGAGAUGUUGCAUAUUUCCCAAUACCCUAUUUGAAAUUGACCAAAUGU
Syngnathus typhle (broad-nosed pipefish) is the source of this 3210-nucleotide messenger RNA. It is a transcript of the gene rad18, whose product is annotated as RAD18 E3 ubiquitin protein ligase. Gene Ontology annotation, biological process: protein monoubiquitination; DNA damage tolerance. NCBI's taxonomy places the organism in Eukaryota, Metazoa, Chordata, Actinopteri, Syngnathiformes, Syngnathidae. Gene Ontology annotation, molecular function: single-stranded DNA binding; ubiquitin protein ligase activity. Bases 104 to 1495 code for a protein of 463 amino acids. The transcript is spliced from 13 exons. Gene Ontology annotation, cellular component: Rad6-Rad18 complex; nucleus. The record is from RefSeq and is a predicted model, not a curated record.